AUGUCCCUCGAGCCACCGACCUACCUCACCUCGUUGCAGAACAACAUCAGAGCUCGACCGAUACCAUGGGAGGGUGCAGUGCGAGCAGGAAACAUUACGGAAGAGCAGCUGAAACGGGUCAAGGCUGUUGAUAAGGUGCGGAAGGACUCCAGACAAAAGACGAUUGAGAAAGAUGUGGCGGCAUACACUUCUCUGCUGGCCGGUAAUGGGUCGGAGAAGAGCAUCUUGGAGUCUGCUACUCGAAGGACAGAUAUAAUACAGUACAUUCUCGUCCUCGCCGGAGAUCUAAUUAGUGAUGUACCGGCUCUGACAUCAGCUCUGGUGGAGAGCAGCGAGAGCUAUCGACACUUCCUCCCUCUCCUUACCAACUCGACAAACUCAGAGGAUCCAAUUCCCCUGCUCACUUCGUCCCUGCUGGCCAACCUUGUCUCGGCCUCGCUCAGGGCUACUUCCAAGACAUCUCCAAAGGACGAGGUUGCCCUGCCAAAACUCUAUGCUUACCUGUCUACUUUGACGAAGAGUGCGGAUACCGGGCUACAGGAUAUAGGGGUGCAAGGAUACUCCGCUUUGCUGCGGACAAAGAGAUCAAGAGAAAUUUUCUGGAAGGAGAGGAAUGACACUGUCGAACCACUGAUCGGGAUUCUGCGCGCCGCAGCUGGUCCAACCAAGGAUAACGGGUCCUCUCUGGGUGGAAGUCGAGCUGGGGAAACCGGUAUUAGCGGCGGAGUUGGGAUCCAGCUUUUGUACCAUGUGCUUCUUGUGUUGUGGCAGUUGAGCUUUGAGGCAGACUUGAUUGGUGCCCAGCUUGAAUCGGAACAUGAAAUAAUCGCACUGUACACCAACUUGCUAAGGCUUUCACCUAAGGAGAAGACUACUCGUCUCCUGCUCUCAACGCUCCGUAACCUACUAUCCAGCAGCAAAGCGAAUCUUCUCCCAAAUGCGGUGGUGGUGCGUCUACCAGCCAUGCUGAGUAACCUGAACAGCCGCCAUCUAAGUGACCCUGACUUGCUUGAGGACCUUUCUGCCCUGACAGAGAUGCUCGAUGAAUAUACGAAGAAGCAGACCACGUUCGACGAGUACGCUGCAGAAGUACAAGCUGGCCACCUUCGCUGGUCACCCCCGCACCGCAACCCAACUUUCUGGCGUGAGAAUGCACGCCGAAUCCUGGAUGAGGAUGGAGGAAGCCUACCCAAGAAACUGGUCGAGAUCCUGUCGAAGGACUGGGAGACAGACAAGCAGGUUUUGGCUAUUGCGUGUAACGACGUUGGGUGUCUGGUGAGGGAAGUGCCCGAGCGACGACACCAGCUGGACAAACUAGGUCUGAAGGCGCGAGUGAUGGCCUUGAUGACUGACCGGGAAGAGUCCGUGAGAUGGGAGAGUCUCCGAGCUGUGGGAGAGUGGCUGAGAUAUACAACUGCACAACAGAAACCAACCCCAGAAGUACGGAACAGAGAUCCUGUUUGCCACCAAGAUCAGAAGCCUCAAACGACAUCCCAUUGGCCAGUCACCAUGUUGCGAAUCUUCAAGAAGCAGGGCCAGGACGCCAGCCAUUGGACAGGGAGUAUUAAGGCCGGUAUUCGGUAUGUUCCCUGUCGAACAAGAAAGCCAUCCCAUCGAUCGAGAAACGGCCUGCACCGAAGAAGCAAAGAGACGUCCACUUCGUCUGUCGCCUUCGCCUGGGAUGAGGGAACACCGCAGCUCAUGGCCGCCGGUUCCCCGUAUAUAAAAAUAUUUAAAUAUGCACUCUUCCCUCCUCCCGUGAAGUCCUUGACACAACAUACUUACGCCAUUAACAAAGAGGAGCAUUCCAUCCCGUGUCCUGGCGCAUGUGGCAUAAAAGCAACCACCAACGACGAAGAUAACUUGGGAGUGAGGACCGAAUUUCGUGCGAAGGGACGAAGGAAGCCAGACAGACGGACGGAAGACGAGAAGACGAAAAGACGAAAAGAACGACCUAAGAGAGGCCUGAGUGCCUGCCGUCCACGUGAUUCUGCCUUAGCGCCGAAGUUCUUCAGGCUCUCCAAAUCAGGGGGUUGUUGGACGAGUCUGAGGGAGAGCUGGGAAGCCCCUGAACCAACUCCACCCCUCGUCCACCCGGUAAAAGGAGGAACCGCCAACGAGCAGGAGACGCCAGAAAGAGCGAAAAGGGAGAGACAGAGAGACGGAGACGUCAAGCCUGGCCAAUAUGGCGGCUUUUCUAUCGGAGGGGACCACUACGGCGCCACCAGGCGCCACUCCUGUCUCUCCUCAGAGCUGCUACUGGGACAGUACGCGCACUUCCUCGACUUCGAGUUUCUCUUCUCCCUACAACUGCUACCAAAACGACUCCAACUACGCAUCUACCCCUUCGCCGCCGCCGGUGCCGCCGCCAAUUCGCAGAAAGCCGCUACCGCCCAACGUCGCUCCUUUGCACUUGACGGCUGA
Trichophyton verrucosum HKI 0517 is the source of this 2424-nucleotide messenger RNA. RefSeq lists its product as uncharacterized. Gene Ontology annotation, molecular function: proton-transporting ATPase activity, rotational mechanism. Gene Ontology annotation, cellular component: vacuolar proton-transporting V-type ATPase, V1 domain; fungal-type vacuole membrane. The record is from RefSeq and is a predicted model, not a curated record. Bases 1 to 2424 code for a protein of 807 amino acids. Gene Ontology annotation, biological process: proton transmembrane transport. NCBI's taxonomy places the organism in Eukaryota, Fungi, Ascomycota, Eurotiomycetes, Onygenales, Arthrodermataceae. The transcript has 7 exons.